Lolium rigidum is the source of this 3563-nucleotide messenger RNA. Its product is annotated as trihelix transcription factor GTL1-like. The record is from RefSeq and is a predicted model, not a curated record. NCBI's taxonomy places the organism in Eukaryota, Viridiplantae, Streptophyta, Magnoliopsida, Poales, Poaceae. The transcript is spliced from 3 exons. The coding region runs from base 287 to 2701 and encodes 804 amino acids.
CCUCCUAGCCAGGCAGGCUUCUUGUACUGGUGCUCCUCUAUUCUUCUUCUCCAUCUUCAUCCCUAGCAGUACUACCUCAUCUCCCUUUCCCUCUUUUUUCCCCUCUCUCCUCCUACACCUUUGCCUUUGCUUCUCUCUCUCUCUGCCUGUCUUCUUUCUGCUUGUCCUGGCCUCCCAUCUUUUUCACCUCCCUCCUCUCCUGUACUGAUCAUUCCACCACCUCCAUUCCCUAUGCCCCUGCCCUCUGCUAACACUCGACCUGCACCGGCCGUCUGUACUAGCUAGCAUGCAGCAGCAGCCGCAGCAGGGAGGAGGAGGUGGAGGGCCGCCGCAGCAGUUCGGCUUGCAUCCGCCGGAGAUGCCGCCAUUCUCGCCCGCUGGGACCGCAGGGCAGCAGCGGAUCUCGAUGCCCGAGGGCCCCUCGCCCAUCAGCAGCCGCCCACCGGCUCCGGCUCCGGCGCCGGUGCACCAGCACCAGCAAAGCAGCGAGCUUGGCGCCGUGGGCUUCGACGAGGAGGCGCUCGCGGCGGCGGCGGCCGGCGAGGAAGGCGCCAGCGGCGGCGCCGGGGGCAACCGGUGGCCGCGGCAGGAGACGCUGGCGCUGCUCAAGAUCCGCUCCGACAUGGACGCCGCCUUCCGGGACGCCACCCUCAAGGGCCCGCUCUGGGAAGAGGUCUCCAGGAAGCUGGCCGAGGAGGGGUACAGGCGCAACGCCAAGAAGUGCAAGGAGAAGUUCGAGAACGUGCACAAGUACUACAAGCGCACCAAGGACAGCCGCGCCGGCCGCAACGACGGCAAGACCUACCGCUUCUUCCAGCAGCUCGAGGCGCUGCACGGCACGCCUGGUGCUGCGCCGUCUCCGGCGGCGCCCCCAGCAGCCACGGCCGUCGGAGUGCCUGGGGUGGUGGGACCCUCGGCCGUCCGGCCCCUAGCCGAGCCGCCGCCGCCAACUGUUGGUGCCACGGCUGGCUUGGCCGCGCCGAUGCUUCCGGGCAACCUCAGCUUCUCCACGUCCAACACGGAGGACUACUCGGAUGAGGGGGAUUCCGACGACGAGGGCACCGACGACAUGGCCGAGCUAGGCAAGAGGAAGAGGACGCCGGACGGUGCCGCCGCUGGUGCCGGGAGCGGGAAGAUGAUGAGGUUCUUCGAGGGCCUGAUGAAGCAGGUCAUGGAGCGGCAGGAGGUGAUGCAGCAGCGGUUCCUGGAUGCCAUCGAGAAGCGGGAGCAGGACCGCAUGAUCCGCGAGGAGGCGUGGCGCCGGCAGGAGAUGGCGCGCCUCGCGCGCGAGCAGGAGAUCCUCGCGCAGGAGCGCGCCAUGGCCGCCACACGCGACGCCGCCGUGCUCUCCUUCAUACAGAAGAUCACCGGGCAGACCAUCCCCAUGCCGUCCAUCGCCGCGCCCGCCAUCACCUUCAUGCCGCCGCCGCCUCCGUCGUCGCAGAAUCACGUCACGCCCAUCGCCUUCUCCGUCGCACCGCCGCCGUCGUCACAACCACCCGCUACUACGCACUCGCAGCGCCAACCCUCGCCGCGGCCACAGAAGCUGCCGACAAUGCCGCCCACGGCGCCGCAGCCGCAGAAGUCGCCGGCACCCGUGACGCCUCAGCCGCCGAAGCAGCAAGCGCUCGUGGUACACCAAAGCAACACGGACAUCGUCAUGGCGACCGCCGAGACGCCGCCCGACGCGUCGGGGUACGACGGGUCCGGAGGCGGAAGCGGGGCGGCGUCGUCGUCGCGGUGGCCCAAGGCGGAGGUGCACGCGCUGAUCCAGCUGCGGAGCAACCUGGACAUGCGGUACCAGGAGGCUGGGCCGAAGGGGCCGCUCUGGGAGGAGAUCUCCGCCGGCAUGCGUGGGAUGGGCUACAGCCGGAGUUCCAAGCGGUGCAAGGAGAAGUGGGAGAACAUCAACAAGUACUUCAAGAAGGUGAAGGAGAGCAACAAGAAGCGUCCCGAGGACUCCAAGACGUGCCCCUACUUCCACCAGCUCGAGGCGCUCUACCGCAACAAGGCGGCGCUCGGCUCCCCUUCCGGUGCCGGCGGAUCGCCCGCUCUGCCACCUCCUGCCACGGAGAACGCCAAUGCAGCUCCGCAGGAACGCAUCCAGUCGUUCACUGUCGCGGCGCCGAUCUCGCAGACGGCUCCGCAGCCGCAGACCACCCAGCUGCCACCCGUGGCCAAGACCGGCGUUUCCAACAACGACGGCAACGGGCACGGCGUUGGCGGCGUCUCCGUUGGAACGCAGAUGCAGGCGAGCAACGGAGGCAGCGUAGCGGGCAACAGGUUCGUCUUCAGCGAAGCCGGCGGCCGCGCGGCGACGAAGAAGGCAGAAGACAUUAUGAAGGAGACGACGCCGCAGCUGCAGCUGCAGCCGCAGCCGCAGGUGGCGCAGCAGGCGACGAUCAAUAGCUACAGCCGUACGGCCGGCGGCGGCGCGGCGGACAGCGACAACAUGGACGAGGACGACGAAGAUGAGGAAGACUACGACGAUGAUGAGGAGGAUGAGGACGACCUCGACGGCAACAAAAUGCAGUACGAGAUGUUCCAAAGGCAGCAAGAGCAUCAGCAUCACCAGCACCACAAUGUUGUCCGGCCGAACGCCGGCGCCACCAGCGGCGGCGGUAACCCACCAGGCGCCACCGCUCCCAGCGCAGCAGCGGCAACGACGACGGCCGGAUCUUUCUUGGGCAUGGUCCAGUAGAUCCAUCCAUCACCGGUGACUCUCUGCCGCCCAUACCUCCCUUCAAUCAAUGGCUUUCUUCAUCUUCUUCCUUUUUUCCCUUGUACCAUUUGUAUCUAGCCACCUACCUAUCGCCUCCCCCAUACCUUUCCAUAUCUCCAAUUCUCCAUACACCUUGAAACCUAAAACCUCAAGAGUCUCCUCCUUCAAGCUCCAGCGCCUCUCCGCCCCUCAUGCGCGCAUGCACGUAGCGAACGGCAUGUCCAUGUCAGAAUUAUUCGCCAUGCAUGCAUGCACAUAUAUGCCUGGGCAUCGUCGUCAUCGACGUUGCUACUCCGAUACAUACAUCCUCCAGCCAUCCCAUAUACAGCUCGAAGCUGCAUCCAUUUCUUGAUUCGUUACUGUGUCAAUUACAGCGCGCGCAUGGUCGCGUGGCGGCCUAGAUGUUUACAGUAGUAAAAAAAUGGUGGUCCGGUUAUUUAUUGAUUUGUCGUGGUAAUUAAUAAGAACCCUUCCCUGCCGGAGGGGGGUUCACUGAGAGGUAUAAUUGGUGUGGUGAAAAAGAAGCGGUAAUAAGGUCGAUCGUGGUUAAAAUGAAGAGGGAGUACACAUACAAAUGGUGUGUGUUGGUGCCAGUACUUUGGUGCAUGCGAGUACUGCUCUACAGCGUGGUACUGUAGUACUGUUGCAAUGGAGCGGUGAAAAAUGAAAAGGAACGGUGGUGUACUCACCGGCCAUGAGGAAGAAGGCGCUGGAGCAUGCGGAUUUUUUUGUUUUACCUUUUUGAUGUUUCAUAAGUUUUCAAUAUCUUUUUUGAAACUACCAAAAUUGUCCAUUAUGUAUUACCGAGGUAUUUUCUUUACUCAAAAAAUGUUUUACUGAA